Molecule: messenger RNA, 2789 nt
Organism: Camelina sativa (false flax)
Lineage: Eukaryota; Viridiplantae; Streptophyta; Magnoliopsida; Brassicales; Brassicaceae
Molecular function (GO): ubiquitin binding
Source: RefSeq, a predicted model, not a curated record
AUGUCUAACCGACGCUCGAAUCGGCAUGACGAGAAUCCAAGAUACGUUCCCAAGGGUCAUCAGCAGCAGCAGCAGAAAUUUAUACCCAAACCAAUGAAUCCAACUCCUACCUCUAAUUCUACUCCUUUCCCCGUUUCUCUCUCUUCUUCGCUUAGGCAAUCAGAUUCCUCCACCGCGAGUUCCAGAGUCUCCGCUUCGGGUGGUAGUAGGGUUAGGAUUGGGGAUCAGGGACAGUUGGUUGCUCAAGGCGGUGGCAGUUUCGUCAAUUACUUGCCGCAGGAUGAGGCUGUAGCUGCUGGUCUCGGCUCCGAUGAUGGAGGUUUGGAUCCAGUUGAGUCUCAGCGAGUGGUCGAUCUCCUCAAUAGAGAGCUCUCAAGGCUCCUUAAGCUCAAUCCUAGAGAUUUUUGGCGAGAAGUGGCUAGUGAUGCAUCGUUGCAUGAUUUUCUGGAUAGCUUCCUGCAGUUUAGGAGCAGAUGGUAUGAUUUCCCUUUUCAUGGUGUCAAGGGGAUUGUUGCUGGUGUAAUUGUUGGAGAAGUCGAGUUAUGUCGCCGUGUUUUCAUGGUCUUGUAUAGAAUAUCGUCCAAUAAGGAUCCCGGUGCUCGAGCUUCUGAUAGCCUCAGUCUGAGAGAUCAUGAAGUUCUCUUGCAGGACAAGAAGUUACUGGACUUGCCAAAAUUAUUGGAUAUUUGCGCUAUAUAUGGACAUGAGAAUGCAGAACUCACAAAAUCUUUAAUUGAAAAUGCUGUGAAAUCACAAAAUUGGAUUCCUGAAAGUUUGAAUAUGAUGCUGUCUCAUUUCUUGGGCAUCCUGCACACAAUGCAUCACCGUUGCACCUCAUCUUUGGAGACCUUAGUAUCAAGUGAAGACCAUGGACAUAAACAACUCCAUUCAGACCUUUUGGAGGUUAUGGACUUCAUUAAUGAUGGAGUUGUUUCUUUGGAUGCUUUUAUUUCUGCUUAUACACCAGCUGUUAUAAUCUUAGCAUGCCCUGUUGAGACAAGUUAUGGGAGCGAUGAAGUUCUUCGCAGCCUUGUUCUGUUGCAUGAUUCGUUGCUUCCAUCACUUCAUCAUGGCUUUCAGGUCUUGUUCAAGGAUGGAGACCAUGAUUCUCUUUCAGAUAUAUCAACGAGUUUAAACAUGUUAUCAACAAGGAUAGGAAGUUUAUGUUGGAACAUAUUAGAUAAUUGUUAUCUCAGCAAUGAUGUGUUCAAUCACGAAACUUCAAUUCCAGCUGUCACAAAGAUGUUCCCGUCAAGAGUAGAGGACCCUAUGGUGAGGGCAGAUAUAUUGAUUCAAACAUUCAGGGAGAUCAGUGGACUUUCUGAGCAGUCAGUGGAUAGCAAGAACCGAUUACUCCAAAAGCUUGAGAAGAAUUACAGAAUAAUUGACAGACUUAGGAGUUUACAGACUGCAGGAUGGCUAUCAAUGGAAGAUGAGCAGCUUCAGUAUUUGUCCAUGAUCAUGUUGCAUUCUGCAGACACUUUCUCUAUGAAGGAGUCGCCGCUUCUUCUAACUGAUGGUGGAAACACCAAAGAUCUAAUGGAUGGGAGUGCUGUAGUUAUGCAAUCCAAGAUCAGUCAGAUAAAAGACAUAUUCCCUGAUUAUGGGAACGGUUUCUUAGCUGCAUGUCUUGAAGCCUAUAACCAGAAUCCAGAAGAAGUUAUACAGAGGAUUCUUGAGGGAACACUCCAUGAGGAUUUGCAGCGGUUGGAUACCUCACUGGAGACGAUGCCACAACCUAAAACUGCUCCAACUCUUAGAAGCAAAGACAAAGGGAAAGGAAAGCUCAUUGAAUCUGACACUAGUAGCUCUGCUAUUUACACAGGGCAACCGAUCACACGUCCUUCACUUCCAGCUUCAUCAGCCUCAUCUACAGCGGUUGGUAGAUUUGUCAGAAAGCCAAAGGAUGAUAUUCCAAGCUACAAAAUUCUCGAUGCUAGAAAAGAAUCCGACAGAGAGAGGAACGCAGCCCUACUUGCGCAAUACGAAUACGACGAUGAAUACGAUGAUUCUUUUGAUGAUCUGGGAUUGAGUGUUGCGGAAUCAGGUACAGAAGAAAGCGGGGCGUUUGAUAACAGAGCUGGCUCAGCUGGAUCGGAGCCUUCUGAUGCUCCAAAGUGGGGUAGCAAAAAGAAUCCUCAAUUCUAUGUGAAAGAUGGUAAGAACUACAGUUACAAAGUGGCAGGCGCAGUUGCGGUGGCAAACGCAAACGAAGCUUCACUGAUAAAUGAAGCUGAGGGAGAUAAGAUACUUGGGUUGGGGCGUGGGGGAAACAUCCCUCUCGGAGCGGUAAGAAAGCUGACAGAGUAUCAGGGACAGAGAGAUGAGAAGGGUCAGCCUAAUGUGAAUGCGAACACAGGAGAUGGAAGAGAGAAUGGGAGAAGCUCGAGAGGGGGAAGGGGAAGGGGAAGAGGAAGAGGAAUGGGGAACAGAGAGCAUCAACCGCAAGAGAAGAGUUAUGAGAAUAAUAAUAACAACUCAGAGGUUAGUACAGAGGCGGAGAAUGGAGGAGGAAGGGGUCGAGGAAGGGGACGAGGAAGAGGAGGAGGUGGUGGAGGGAGAAAUCAUAAUCAUAAAGAUAGAGCUAUGAAAAAACACAUUGCUAGUGUUUCUGGUUUUUAGAGAUAAACACAAAACGUUUUAGUGGGUCUCCUUUUUACAUUUUUUUUUCUGGUUUGGAAACGGGAGAGAAAAGAAACUUAAUAUUUUACAAAAAUCAAAUACUUCAUUUUGAUUGUAAUGCUUGUUUCUGGUAAUUAAAAAGAAAAAAAACUUAGUUAAUAUCCUUA